Messenger RNA from Hypanus sabinus (Atlantic stingray), 2767 nucleotides. RefSeq names its product tricarboxylate transport protein, mitochondrial-like. The transcript is spliced from 9 exons. The record is from RefSeq and is a predicted model, not a curated record. Gene Ontology annotation, biological process: mitochondrial citrate transmembrane transport. The coding region runs from base 1 to 987 and encodes 328 amino acids. Lineage: Eukaryota; Metazoa; Chordata; Chondrichthyes; Myliobatiformes; Dasyatidae.
AUGGAACGAUGGUUGUGCCGCGCAAAGGAACGGCAAGGUGAAGAUGAAGACAAUCAUACAGCAAAAAUUACGUCAAGGAUUCAGAUUGGAAUCUCAAUGGCCAGUGUGGAAGCUGCAGCAAGGCAAGGGUCAGCAGAAUAUCCAGACCAGGAUAGAUUGCAGACAGCCCAGGCAAGAGAAGUCUUUGAGGAGCACGGCUUCCCUUUCCACAGCAGGUCACCAAGAGGUGAUAAGCUGUUAUCCAAGGCUGCUCCCUUGGCAGGUGACUGUGUGCGUGUGACUGUUCAGGAUCACGGGUUCAGAGGACUGUACCGAGGCCUCAGCUCCCUGCUCUACGGUUCCAUCCCAAAAUCUGCCGUCAGGUUUGGAGUCUUUGAGUCUCUGAGGAAUCACUUACUCAAUGAGAACGGGGUCCUGACCAGCCAGAGAAGCCUGCUGUGUGGCCUGGGAGCCGGUGUGGCAGAAGCUGUGCUUGUGGUUUGCCCCAUGGAGACAGUGAAGGUGAAGUUUAUUCAUGAUCAAAGCUCAGCUAAUCCCAAAUACCGUGGGUUCUACCAUGGAGUCCGGAAGAUUAUUCAAGAACAAGGGCUUCGUGGUGCAUACCAGGGUGUGACAGCCACUGUCCUCAAACAGGGCUCAAACCAGGCAAUCCGUUUCUCUGUGAUGACAAUGCUGCAAAACUGGUAUCAAGGUGAGGACCCUCAUAAAUCCAGCAGCCCAUUCAUCACAGCUGUGUUUGGAGCCAGUGCAGGGGCUGCCAGCGUCUUUGGGAACACCCCCCUGGAUGUGUUGAAGACACGGAUGCAGGGCCUUGAGUCACACAAGUACAAGAGCACAGCGGAUUGUGCAUAUCAGAUUCUGAGAAACGAGGGGCCCUGUGCGUUUUACAAAGGGACGGUUCCGCGCCUGGGCAGAGUGUGCCUGGACGUGGCCAUUGUCUUUGUUAUUUACGAAGAGGUCAUCAAAGUUCUGAACAGGACGUGGUGAACUGAGAACAGAUUCAGCAGCGGCACCACACAGCUCCUUUCCCCACCCCUUCCAUUCUUUCUUGUUUCCCGACAACUACCUGAUACCCCUUCUCCCUCUCUGUUCCCCUCCCCCUCUCUCCUUUUCUCCUUCUCUCCCCCUACUCUCCCCCGCCUCUUACUUUUCCUCCCUCCCUCAUGCUUGCUGCUUCUCUCCCCUCUUUUUCGUUCACCUUCCCUUAUUCUCCCCCUCUCCCUCCCCUCCCCCUCCUUCUGUGAUCUAAUGCUGAAUGACGAGCCAGCUUUUCCAUCAACUGCAUUUGCCAAAAGGAGUAUAACUUGUGGUCAUGCUGGAGGAGGCUGCCUCGCUGUGGGGUGGUUGGGUAUUGUCAGGAUAGACCUGCUGCUCUAUUGUGCCCAUUCUGAUGCCCUCUUUCUUAGGGGAUUUGAUAGUGAUACUUUUCAGUGAGUUUGUGGACAAUUCUUGUUCCCUGACCCCUUCAGGAUACUUUACAGUGCUCGAAGCAGAGGCUGACUCUGAGCCAGCCUGUGAAUCAGUACUGGAACCCAGCACUGUUGGGAUUAAACUGAUUACCUCUUCCACACCAUGCCAGGAAAGUAAACCACGUCAAGUAAACUGGAAAGUACUUCUUUUCUUUUUAAAAUGCAGUUGAUUCUCAGUUGGUUUAGUAUAGCUUUCCCGAUCUGUCAGGGUGCUAUUUUUAAAAAUGUUAUUACACACAGUUUAAUUUUAUCUUUAGAAUUGGUCUUUGGACGUUUUCAAAUCUUUCAGUCACCUGUCUUAAUCCCUCCGUCCAUGGCUCACUGUCUGGUGCCUCUGUGAACUGGCUGAGGCGAUGUAGAUACUCAAACUAUUAACUUGGAUGACUGAGUCUGGCACAAUCCACCAAGUAAUCAGCUUAGACUCUACAACCAUGAGGAGUUACAACUUAGACCCCUCCCCCCAACUCCUACACCUCCUUUCCCUAGGGCCUAGCCACUUGGACUAGGUUGCUGAGUCACAUUGCAACAGGACUCAUCGGGGAUCCACUCCUUUGGUAAAUUAUUCUUUUUAUUCAUUUAUUACAAUAUUUUUGCCCCUCAGUUGAGAGACGAAGGCUGGCUCCCAUGUUAAUGAGCAAUAUUCCAGAAACACUGAGAAAACCAGAUCAGUCGUCUAAGCUGAGUCACCGCAGGACAAUUAUAGCGAUGCUUUGUUUGAGAAUGACAGAAGAUAAUAAAUGGCUUGUUCUGGAACAACAGUGUGUUGUUGGGCCUCUGUUCUAGAACAACAAAAAACCAUGGAGGGUUGUUUGAGAACAACUAAAGGUGUAUAAAGUUUUGUUCUUGAGCAACCGAGGAUUAUAGAAGAAUAUCUGGAACAACAGAAAGUUUACUCUAGAAUAGCUAAAUAUUACUAUGGAUUUUUUCUAGAAAAACUGGUGUGUACAGAUCUGUUCUAGAGCAGAAGCACACCAUGAAGCCAUUGUUCCAGAGCAGCCAAUUAGGUAACAUCAGCUUUGUUCAAGAACAACCACAGUUCAUGUGUGUUUUCUAGAAUAGCAGAGGAUACCAGAAGCUUUGUUCUAGAAGAAAUACACACUGUGUAGACAUUGUUCUAGAUCAUGCUGAACAACUAGAACAACUGAAGUUCCAUUGCUGAUGCUUUGCUAAAUGGGGCCAUGGAGGCUUAUUAAUGUUGAACAAAGGGGUUGUGCUGUUCGGCUGGAUUGUACUAUGGGUUUGCUGUCUUGCUGUUAUCUCAUGUUACGUUCUUACACUGAGUUUAUAAUAAAAUUAUG